Molecule: messenger RNA, 2394 nt
Organism: Prorocentrum cordatum
Lineage: Eukaryota; Dinophyceae; Prorocentrales; Prorocentraceae
Source: the annotation of a GenBank genome assembly
AUGUCGGUGCUCCAGUGGUUCUCCGACGUGUUCUCCGCCGGAUCGCAGUCCGAGAUCUUGCAGGCAGGCUUGGAGGAGGCAGUAAUGAUCGUCGUCUUCGCGGUCGCCAUUUCGCUUCACACCUUUCUCUUCGGCGGGUUCGGUGCGAAAGCCAAACCGAGGAAGGGCGUCAAGGGCAGCAUCAAGACGAAGGCGUCUCCAGACGUGAAGGAGGUCGGCGAUCGCAAGGGCACCGCGUCCGCGAGGGACGACGCCGCCGCUUUCCGCGCGGGCGUCAGGGACCUCCGUGCCGCGCUGGCCGCCUCCGACCUCCACGCCGCCCUGCGGCACCUCCGCACCGUAGCGCCCCAGUGGCGUGCCGCCGGCGACGCGACGCCGUCCGCCGCACCCGACGGGCUGCUGCAGGGCCUGGUGCGGCUGGCGGUGGAGCAGUCGAUGGUGCCGCUGCUGCUGGCCGCGCUCGGGCAGUGCGGCCUUCUCACGGAGCGCGUGGUGGAGGCGGUGCUCAGGGACCCGGCGCAGCGGGCGAGCGCGGCGUCAGUGUUGCAGGUCUUGCAGCUCGCGCAGGGGCAGGGCAUCGCUCCCACGAGCGCCAUGAACUGCGCGCUGAUCGGGGCCCUCGGCGUGGAGCGCCGCGUGCAGGAGGCGCUGGCGGUCUUCGACGCGUGCGCGGAGAAGCCCGCCUGCCUCCACAACGCCAUCCUGGGCGUCCUCGUGGGCCACUGUGACAUGCCAGGCGCGGAGCGCAUCCUGGCGGGCGCAUCUGCGGCAGGGGUGGCCGACGCGACCACCUACGGCACGGUCAUCAAGGCGUACCUCAAGGGCGGGAAUGUGCAGCCCGCGCGCGCCACCAUGGAGGCGAUGCGGGCCGCCGGGCUGCCACCGAGCGUGGUCAUCCUCAACGAGUUCCUCAAGGCAAGCCUCGCGAGCGGCAGCGACGACUUCUGGAAGGUCAUCGACGACAUGGUGGCGUGCGGGGCUCACCCAAACCAGGUCACGUGCUCGAUCCUCCUCAAGAACAUCCAGUCCUCGUCCUGCGCCGCGGACGUCGAGCGCACCAUGGCCGUGCUGAAUCUCAUGGGCGACCAGAUGGGCGGCUUCACUGGCAGCAUGGGUGACCAGAUGGACGAGGUGCUGCUCUUCUCGGCCUGCGAGGCGGCCGUCCGCGCGGGGCGCGCGGACCUGGUGCACAAGCUCCUCGAGCGCCUGGGCGGCGAGGGCGGCGCGCGGGUGCGCGGCGCCCAGACGUACGGGAGCAUCAUCCGCGCCCGUGGGUACGUGGGUGACUUGGACGGGGUGCGGAGCACGUGGGCCGAGAUGCGCUCGCAGGGCAUCACCCCGACCUCGGUCACCACCGGCUGCAUGGUGGAGGCGCUCGUCAGCAACGACGGCCCGGAGGCCGGCCACCGGCUGAUCCGCGAGAUGCUGGGCGAGGAGGAGCUGCGCCCCCUCAUCAACUCCGUGAUCUACAACUCUGUGCUGAAAGGCUUCGUGCAGCAUAAGAUGUUCGACCGGGUCUGGGACGUGCAGGCGGAGAUGCGGCGGGAGCGGGUGCAGCCGUCCAUCGUCACCUACAACACCAUUGUGGACGCUUGCGCGAAGAGCAACGGGAUGUCACGUGUUCCGGCGCUGAUGGAGGAGAUGGCGAGCUCUGAUAUUCAGGCCGGCGCGGUCACAUACAGCACCAUGAUGAAAGGCUACGUGCAAGAGAAUCGCGUCGACAAGGCAUUCGAGCUCAUGGACGAGAUGAAGACUAAGGGGUUCAAGCCGGACGACUACUCCUACAACGCACUCUUGGAUGGUUGUGCACGCCAAGGUCUAUUCGACAGCGGCAUGCAGCUACUCGCCGACAUGCAGGACAGCGGCAUCAAGCCCAGCAGCUUCACGCUAUCGGUGGUGGUGAAGCUGGCGAACCGCAGCAACCGCCUCGACAAGGCCUUCGAGAUCUGCGACGACCUCUCACGCCGGUUCGGCGUGCGGCUCAACGUCCACGUGUACAACAACCUGAUGCAGGCCUGCACGGCCCACCGCGACGUCGGGCGGGCCCUGGAGGUGCUGGCGAGGGCGGUGGGCGAGAGGGUGCGCCCGGACGCCCGCACGUACACCGUCCUCCUCCGCGGCUGCCUCACUGCCGGCGACGCGCGGGCCGCCGCUGGCCUGCUCGCGGCGGCCUGCGGGGUCCGCUCCCCGGCCCCGCCGGUGGCCGACGUCGCCGGCCUGCAGGUGCGCGGUGGCCUGCCCUCGGAGCUCAUCUCGGAGGCCCUCGGGGGCAUCGCGGCGCAGCGGGGGUGCGAGGAGCUGGCGGUGCGCCUCGCGAAGGACCUGGGCGGCGCGCCCGGCGUGAAGCUGGACCCGAAGGUCGCGGUGCGCCUGGUCUCCCGGCAUGCCCGCUGA